CUCCCUCUUAGGUCAUUCUUUCAAAGCCUGGAAUAAAAACCACAGCCAACUUCCGAGGCGGUCUCAUUGCCCAGCGGCCCCCAGCCAGUGACAGGUUCCAUUCACCCUCAUUGCCCCUCUCCCCGCGACCCUUUUCCAGAGGCGACUAGAUCUCUCCGUUUCAUCCCGCACACCAUGGACAAGUUUUGGUGGCACACAGCGUGGGGACUUUGCCUCUUGCAGUUGAGCCUGGCACAGCCACAGAUCGAUUUGAAUAUAACCUGCCGUUACGCAGGUGUAUUCCAUGUGGAGAAAAAUGGCCGCUACAGUAUCUCCAGGACUGAGGCAGCUGACCUCUGCCAGGCUUUCAAUAGCACCUUGCCCACCAUGGCCCAGAUGGAGGUGGCCCUGAGUAAGGGGUUUGAAACUUGCAGGUAUGGGUUCAUAGAAGGAAAUGUGGUAAUCCCGAGAAUCCACCCUAACGCUAUCUGUGCGGCCAACAACACAGGAGUGUACAUCCUCCUCACGUCUAACACCUCCCACUACGACACAUAUUGCUUCAAUGCCUCAGCUCCUCUUGAAGAAGACUGUACAUCAGUCACAGACCUACCUAAUUCCUUUGAUGGACCAGUUACCAUAACUAUUGUCAACCGUGAUGGUACCCGCUACAGCAAGAAGGGCGAGUAUAGAACACACCAAGAAGACAUUGAUGCCUCUAACACUAUAGAUGAUGAUGUCAGCAGCGGAUCCGCCAUUGAGAAGAGCACCCCAGAAGGCUACAUUUUCCACACCUACCUUCCCACUUCACAGCCUACUGGAGACCAGGAUGACACCUUUAUUGGGAGCACCUUGGCCACCAGUACGGAGUCAAAUACCAACUCAACAGGCUGGGAGCCAAAUGAGGAAAAUGAAGAUGAAACAGACAAAUACCCCAGUUUUUCUGGAUCAGGCAUUGAUGAUGAUGAAGAUUUUAUCUCCAGCACCAUUGCAACUACUCCACGGGUUUCUGCUCACAAGGAACAGAACCAGGACUGGACCCAGUGGAAGCCAAUCCAUUCAAACCCGGAAGUACUACUUCAGACAACCACCAGGAUGACUGAUAUAGACAGAAACAGCACCAGUGCUCAUGGAGAAAAUUGGACCCAGGAACCACAGCCUCCUUUCAAUAACCAUGAGUAUCAGGAUGAAGAGGAGACCCCACAUGCUACAAGCACAACCUGGGCAGCUCCUAAUAGUACAGCAGAAGAAGCAGCUACCCAGCAGGAGAAGUGGUUUGAGAAUGGAUGGCAGGGGAAGAACCCCCCUACCUCAAGUGAAGACUCCCAUGUGACAGAAGGGACAACUGCCUCAGCCCACAGCCACCAUCCAAGUCAAAGAAUAACAACACAAAAUCAAGAGGAUAUUUCCUGGACCAAUUUCUUCGACCCGAUUUCACAUCCAAUGGGACAAGGUCAUCAAACAGAAAGCAAGGAUAUGGACUCCAGUCAUAGUACAACCCUUCAGCCUACUUCAGCUCCAAAUACCCAUUUGGUGGAAGACUUGAACAGAACGGGAUCACUUUCAGUGACAACUCCACAGAGUCAUUCUCAGAACUUCUCUACAUUACAAGGAGAGCUGGAAGAAUACGAAGACCAUCCAACAACUUCUAUUCUGCCAUCUAGCACUAAGAGUGGUGGUAAGGACGCAAGAAAAGGUGGAAGUCUUCCCAGAGAUACAACUACUUCAGUAGAAGGCUACACCCCUCAUUACCCAGACACUAUGGAAAAUGGGACUCUCUUCCCAGUGACCCCUGCAAAGACUGAGGUCUUUGAAGAAACUGAAGUGACUGUUGCUACCAACUCCAACUUUAAUGUUGAUGGCUCCAUACCAGGCAAUCGAGGUUCAUCCAUGGACCCCAGCGGGGGUUCCCGCACUGUGACUCAUGGAUCCGAAUUAGCUGGACACUCAAGUGGGAAUCAAGACAGUGGAGCGACCACAACUUCUGGUCCUGCAAGGAAACCUCAGAUUCCAGAAUGGCUCAUCAUCUUGGCAUCUCUCCUGGCACUGGCUCUGAUUCUUGCCGUUUGCAUUGCUGUCAACAGUAGGAGAAGGUGUGGGCAGAAGAAAAAGCUGGUGAUCAACAGUGGCAAUGGAACAGUGGAGGACAGGAAACCAAGUGAGCUCAACGGGGAGGCCAGCAAGUCUCAGGAAAUGGUGCAUUUGGUGAACAAGGAACCAUCAGAGACUCCAGACCAGUUCAUGACAGCUGACGAGACCCGGAAUCUGCAGAGUGUGGACAUGAAGAUUGGGGUGUAGUGCCUACACUAUUAACUUGAAAAGACGCCACAAUUGGAGACAUGUCAUUACUGGGAGCUGGGACCCUUAACAGAUGCAAUGUGCUACUGAUUAUUUUUAUUGGGGAUUAUUUUUAGCAUAAAAUUUUCUAUUCUUUUUUUUAUUUUUUAAAGUCUGUUCCAAUUUAUGAAAAUAGCAUUGCUUUCUGAAAUGAGGGUCCAAAGAAUACUCCAUUAAGAAUUUGACUCUUCCAGUUCCUAGAGGCCUUGCAUUACCAGGGUAUGCUACCAAAGGCUUCUACCAAAUGCAUAUUCUCGGCCCCUAUUGAACCUUAUCCCUACCCAAAGUCCCAGGUAACAUCCACUAGCUAAGGAUUUUCCCCAGAACUUAGAGAGAUUGGUCUCUGGGAGGAAAUUUGAAUGGGUCCAUAUUGCCUCUCCAGAAUUCCAAUCCCUAGGCAUUGCGUUCCAGUGGGGUGGGAGAUCAGGUGUACUGGUUACACACUCUCUUUAUAGACUCCCUUCUGCUGGAAAAUUUUCAGAUGCUUCUAAGAGAUCCCCAAAGGGUGACGCUAUUUAUCUUUAGUAAGCUAUUUAUCUUUGUUUUUGAAAUAUCAAACCCUGGAGGUCCUUUGUUCAAUAUGAUUUUUUUUUUAAUUUUGUUUUGUUUUUUAGGUUACUUUGUCAGAAGCAUAACAGGGUAUAAGUUGAUUCAUAAUAAAUACCUAUCCAUCUUCCAUUUUGACCUGUUGUGCUGUGAUCCUUCAGUUUCUAAACUACCAAGGUCUGAGUCUUUGUAGCACAUCAGUAUGUGCUCCUGAACUCAUGUUAGAGCAUCUGUGCCCAGCUUGGGUUCACCCAGCUGAAUCUCAUAGAAGAUCAAGGAUAGGAGCACUGUUUUCAUUUUAGGCUAUCAAAGGGUUUCUCUCCUCUUCAAGAACGUGAAUUGAGAGUAGGAGAGCUCCAGUCCCUUUUGUGCUUUGGUGACCAUGCUUUUUUCUUUCUUAAAGGUCACAUUAAGUUUUUAUAUCUUAUAACUUUUGCAGUCCUGUUUCUUAGAGACUGGUCUUACUAGUGAUUUCACAAAACAGUGUGGUGGGGACUUGUGACAUCUUAUAAUAAAAAGAGAAGCCAACAAAAAAUGAAAGUGUAGACAGCAAGCUGUAGACUGGAAUGAGAAGGUGUGAUGUACAACCCCCAUCCUACUCUUUCCAUAGCUGUGUUUGUUGAUGCUUUCACAAGCCAGUUAGUAUUUAGAAUCAGUUCCCUGGGGAAUUCCCUCAAAAAAGCCACAAGACUGCCCGCCACUAAAAUCUUAUCACCAGAUAGGCAGGUUUAUGGUUUAGCAAAAGGAGAAUGCUGUUACCCUCUGACCUCAUAGUUUCCAAAUACUGGACAAGUGUUUAUUCAUCUGCCAGGACGCCCCAUUACUCCUGGAUCUUCCUAGGUAUCUUGUAGAAGAUAUUAAAUCUAUAAAAUAAGGCUGUCUCUAAAAUGGAACUUCCUUUCUAUGGCUCCCAUUUUUACUGCUGACUAAAUUUAUAUGUUUAGUAGGUUUUUUUUCAAAUAAAAACAAACAAACAAAAAAAAGAAGACAAGUUUUGCACCUGAAUCAGGUUUGAGUUUAUAUCAAGCGUGGAUGUGAUAGUUUUGUUUAAAGGAGAUACACAGACUUUCUGACACUCAUUGCCAGCCUCAGCUCCCCUUAAUCACAUUCCAGCCUCCCUCCUCCUCUGCCCAGCCAUGGCUUUCCCAGACUUUCUCUCUCUCUGUGAAUACUAUUAGCCAGUUCCAUAUUUAGAUACCUGGUUUUCCUGGUCAAAUAGACACUAGAUGAUGUUUUGCUAUUUUCCACUGGUAUUAGAAUGUUCCCCAUGCUUAGAGCUGUCCUGGCCUAUCACACCCACAACAGGCUCCCUGGAGAUAUUUAAUCUGUAUGCAGCAAGCCACUCUGGGAUUGGGCAUAAAAGAGCUCGAGCUCUCCAUGACCCCCGAUGCCCUUUGAGGGCACAAGAAGGGUCAUGCAAGACUCAGAGCUAGAGAUGAUUCCCCACUCAUUCUAGAAAUGUUCAAAAGUUGGGUUGUGGUAGGAUAUUGUUUGCCACAGUGGUGAUGAUUUUGGUCGCACAAUCUGAUUUUGUGUUACUCCUACCAAUGACUUGCCAGGUGAUAUGAGCUAAGUCACUGAACUGAGGUCUUGUUAAUAAAAAUAAUAGGCUGGAAAUUAGUGAUUUUGUAAAGUACUAGGAGCACUUAAAGUGUUCUCUUACCAACAAUUAUAAAUCUCUCAUGUAUCCUGAAGGCUUUCCUUCAGUUUGCCUUGGGUAAAAAUCAUAUGAGGUGAAAGACACUUUCAUGUGUAUAUUUUGUAUGUUUUAACUAGAUAAAAUGGAUGUUUCCAGAAGAACUUUUAAAAAGCUUUAUAUUGACAUCCAAAAUACCAAGAAGUGGCUUUUUAGCUAAGAUCCAUCCAAGACUGUCACAACAAAGUAGAAGAAACAGCCACCUUCUUUAGAAAAUUAAAAUGUUCAUAAGAACAGGGAUUGCCCACUAUGAUGUCCUGUGUCUUUGUGUAAGUCCUAUGUGUUGACUUUACAAACAUAGCCAAUUGCUAAGUAUGUACUAUGCGCAUUUCUAUUGUUCUUUUGAUUUUUCAGAGACUAUCCUAUCCUUUUCUAGUUUUUGUAUAUUUAUUGACUGACUAAUAAUAAUGAGGAAAACAUGAUGUGUGUAUUACCCAGUUGAAAGUGUGUAUUGGAAAAUAUUAAAAGGUUGUAAGAAAUGGAA
Grammomys surdaster is the source of this 5039-nucleotide messenger RNA. RefSeq names its product CD44 molecule (Indian blood group) (gene Cd44). The transcript is spliced from 17 exons. Gene Ontology annotation, biological process: cell adhesion; inflammatory response; positive regulation of ERK1 and ERK2 cascade. NCBI's taxonomy places the organism in Eukaryota, Metazoa, Chordata, Mammalia, Rodentia, Muridae. The coding region runs from base 175 to 2274 and encodes 699 amino acids. The record is from RefSeq and is a predicted model, not a curated record. Gene Ontology annotation, cellular component: plasma membrane; basolateral plasma membrane; macrophage migration inhibitory factor receptor complex. Gene Ontology annotation, molecular function: cytokine receptor activity; hyaluronic acid binding.